AUGGCGCAUAAGCACGAGUCAUCCACGUCGUCGGAACUCACACCGUUAGUCUACGACGUGUCGACAUUUCCAGAGGAAGAAAACAGUGGUCUGUCUUUGUCCCACUCGCCGCUACACAGCGCCCCCGCGUGGCAGUUUUGGCGUACCACGUCUCCGCCGCAUCGCUUGUAUCUGCUGCUUCUCAUGAGCUGCAUCCCAUUUGGCGGCCACUUUGUCAAGAAUGGUAUGUCGUCGCUGGAACAGUUGAUGCUAGAUGAUCCGGACUUUCCCAUCACCAACACAAUGUAUGGUGCACUGCUGUCAGCCGUUUCGGUGCCUAGUAUGUUCUUGCCACUGCUGGGUGGCCGUCUUAUGGACAAGAGCGGUCAUCACAGCAUCCGCUUCUUUCUGAUCUGGAUAUGCGUAGGUCAGGCCAUUUUCGCCAUUGGCAUGCAACUUAAGCUCUAUUGGCUAGCGCUCUUUGGACGCAUUAUCUUUGGCGUGGGCGAGGGCAGCGUCGUUGUAGGCGCUCGUGUCUUCAUUGCCUCGUGGUUCCAGAACCGGGAGCUCACGUUUGCCAUGGGCGUCAGUGUAGCUGUUACUAACGUCUCCAAGAUGAUGGCGAAAUCCACAGUCGCCCCGAUUGCUCUUUACUUUGGCGGGUAUGUACAGGCUCUUUGGUAUGGAGUGGUAGUUUGCGUUGUCUCGGCGCUCAUUGGCGUCUUGGUGUGUCACUACACGCUGAAUCUCAAACGCAUUGUCAAGAGCCGCGUGAUCAGUGAGGAACCACUGGACCCUGGUCUCCAUUGGCUUAAGGAUUAUGUUGCGAGGAAGCGCCACAAACACUGCUGGCGGAAGUCGCACGUCCACGCCAAACAGAUUUCGUGCGACAAUAUACACAAUUUCUCGCGCAUGUUCUGGAUCAUAGCAAUGCUGCACGUCAGCUCCAUCAACGUCUUUCAUCUGUUCCAGAAUGUCAGUGCCAGCUACCUCUUCCAGCGAUACGACUAUUCUAUCGUGAAGGCUGGCGUCGUGAGCAGCUUCUCCCAUUUAUUCGUGGUGUUUGCGCCGUUCAUCGGCCUCGCAAUCGAUCAGUUUGGUGGACGCGGUGUGCUCAUCAUCCUCUCCGCCAUUAUGUCGGUCUUGGCCUAUGUGUUCAUGAUCUUCACGGAACUUAAUCCUCUCGUAUCGAUGCUGCUGAUCUCCAUCUGCCUGUCGUUCACGCCGACUAUCCUGAUGGCCGCGAUCCCUAGCUCCGUAAGCCGUAAAAGCUUUGGCACUGCUUUUGGCGUGGUAGAGAUCACAGAUGCGAUCGGUGCCACGUUUGGCAAUCUUUUGGUGGGAUACUUGCGCGAUGAGUCGGGAAGCUACCGUGAUGUCAUGUUCAUGCUUCUGGGCAUGGCAAUUUUGGUGCUGCUGCUCGCUUUCUUCCUUAUUUUCGAAGACAGUCGUCAUGGUUGGGUGCUCAGUGCACCUAGUGGACGUUCACUUGCGCUCUCUGUUGAUGACGAAGAUUCUGUGGAUAACCCAGCAGUGCUCGAGGCUCGUUACGGUGCCAAUGGCGAAGCGUCUUUGAAAGCCGACGAGUGCACUGCUUAG
Peronospora farinosa is the source of this 1578-nucleotide messenger RNA. The record is from the annotation of a GenBank genome assembly. NCBI's taxonomy places the organism in Eukaryota, Oomycota, Peronosporomycetes, Peronosporales, Peronosporaceae.